AUGCCGACGCCCCUGUUCCGCAUCCCGCUCCCUGUCCCGCAUCUCCGACCCGCCCUCGUUCUUCCUCCUGAGCGGGGACAGGGCCGGUCCGGCGGCAGGGAGGGGGAUAUACGGAGCGGGGCCGGGCCGGAGGGCAGGGAGCGCGUCGGCUGCGGGGCCCCUGCCGGCAAGCUGCCAUGGGUCACCGACUCUCCCGAGCUUCCUUGGGUUCCGCUGCCAGCCGGACCUACCCCGGUGGGUGUCCGCCUCGGCCCCGGGAGAGCGGCGGCGCCCGAUGCUGCCCGUCCUGCCCGGGAUGUUGACCUGAAAGCAUAUCAAGAAGCUUUGGAUAACUACUGUCCACACCAAGGAGGUGAUCAGCUGGAACUGCAAGAGGAUGAGGAAGACACAAAUCAGAGUAACCACAACUGUGGAGAUUCCCUUUUCUCCUUAGAGGGCUGUUUCCAGCUUCUGUCAUCACAGAUGGAAAACAUGCUAGAGGUGAAUUUACUGGAGGAUACACAAGUUGCUACUUCUGGUAGGGGCCAAGAACCAUCAUCCUCACACUACAAUGUAAGUUUGGCCCAGACACUUUGCCACUAUUUCAGUCCUCAUGAGGCCACACUGCUGAAAACAGACCACCCGGUGGAACCACAUUCAGAAACAAGGCAUUCACAAAGGCAAGACUGUUGUCCUCAGUCAGACUCUAGUAUCACAGAUCCAGACUCGCUGCUUCAUGGGUCACACUUGACAGGGCUGUUUCCAGCUACUGACUUUGGAAACCUAACUGCCCAUGACAAUGAUUUUGAUAAAAUUAAAUCAGUGUCUUUGGCUUUAGAGGACGGCUCUGAUCCUAUAGAAGUUUCUCAGCUUUUUGAAGAAUCUGGCCUAGAUUUGGCACUGUUUUUGAAUUCAAGUCACAGCACUGCCUCUUACUCAAUCAGCAGUGAAGGGGCUAUUGGGUGCAACAGUGAUACUAAUUCUUCUUCUUCAUGUGGCUUAGAAGCCAUUGGUGGCCACAGCCAAGAACACACUAAGUAUGACCAUGUGGAACAUCCAGGUGAUUCAGAGUGUUCUAGAAAAGCCACACUCAAGCAGUUUCUACCUAAACACACUUACAGGCUGCCAAGUCAAGCAGCACCCACUCCAGUUCUUCAUCAACAGCUGUGCAUGAAGCCAUCAAAGGAAGUAAAGGACAAGUGCUGUAACACAACUGAUACAAAGCUCAGCAGUGAUGAGCGCCCGGCCAACUCCCUGAUGAUACCAUUUUCAGCUGAGGAAAUUGUGAGCAUGCCUGUGGACGCUUUCAACACCAUGCUAGCAAAGAACCAGCUGACAGAUACCCAGGUAUCACUUCUGCGUGGCAUCAGACGUCGUGGAAAAAACAAAGUCGCUGCCCAAAACUGUCGCAAACGCAAACUGAAGGCAAUUCUGAAGUUGGAAGAAGCCGUGUGUAACCUUCAAACACAAAAGGAGAGCCUUAAAAAGGAGCACUCUCAGUGUAGCAGAUCCAUCAGCCGGCUGAAGCAACAGUUAAAAGGCUUGUACCGUGACAUUUUCAGUCACCUGAAGGAUGACCAAGGCAGACCUGUUAACCCCCGCCAGUAUGUCAUUCAUUGCAGCAGUGAGGGCAGCCUUCUCCUAAUACCCAAGUAUUCAGUCAAACCAGAACAGACACAAGAUAAUGAAAAAGAGCAGAAACAAAAAUAAGGUGGCUGAAGAUCAUAGAUUUUAUUUUUCCAAUGGAAUGCCAAGGGUAUUUGUGUGAAGACCGGAGGCUGGUGAUUACUGCAUUACAGACAGGCGACUACAUUUAAGGAGGAAGACUGCAUGGCCAAGGGUCUGGCAAACCCAGACAAUGGUGAUGCUAGAAUUGUGUACCAGCUGAGGCUUCUGAAUGAGGAACUGCUUAGUUUUAAUUGAAGGAGCUAGGCUAGUACCAUAGGCGGAGUUACACA
Dryobates pubescens (Downy woodpecker) is the source of this 1937-nucleotide messenger RNA. It is a transcript of the gene NFE2L3, whose product is annotated as NFE2 like bZIP transcription factor 3. Lineage: Eukaryota; Metazoa; Chordata; Aves; Piciformes; Picidae. The record is from RefSeq and is a predicted model, not a curated record. The coding region runs from base 1 to 1689 and encodes 562 amino acids. Gene Ontology annotation, molecular function: RNA polymerase II cis-regulatory region sequence-specific DNA binding; DNA-binding transcription factor activity, RNA polymerase II-specific. The transcript has 5 exons. Gene Ontology annotation, biological process: regulation of transcription by RNA polymerase II. Gene Ontology annotation, cellular component: nucleus.